Molecule: messenger RNA, 4938 nt
Organism: Suillus subaureus
Lineage: Eukaryota; Fungi; Basidiomycota; Agaricomycetes; Boletales; Suillaceae
Product: RecF/RecN/SMC N terminal domain-containing protein
Exons: 19
Coding region: 1-4938 (1645 amino acids)
Biological process (GO): mitotic chromosome condensation
Cellular component (GO): chromosome
Molecular function (GO): protein binding; ATP binding
Source: RefSeq, a predicted model, not a curated record
AUGCCUCCCCGCAGGUCGUCUCGGUCGUCACGACUGUCCACUGAACAAGAGGUAUCAAACUCUGCGAAACGCAAACGAACCGACGCAGAUGACGUAGAGGAGAAAGAGAAUGCGCCCGGAACACGUAGGACAUCGACAAGAGGUAGCGUGGGCCCUUCUUCGAAAGUACCUGCAGCACCAUCUUCCAGAGCAUCUGCAAGAACAUCUACACGUACGUCUGCGAGACCGAGUCGCGCGCUGCAAGAGGUGGCUGAGACAGAGGAGGAUGAGGAGGAACCUGUGAAGAAGAAGUCGAGAAACUCUAUCGAGGGUGAGGAUCAUGAUGAGGAUGAAAUAUUAGAGUUGCAGAAACCAAAGAGAGGUCGAGUCAAGACAACUGUGCAGGAUGACGAUGACGACGAGGUGCAAGAAGUUAAACCUUCUCGGAAGUCAUCCGUGAAGCCCCGGCCAACUCGAUCGCGCAAGACAGUCACGGUGGAAGAUUCAGAUGUAGAGGAAGUGAAGGAACCUACUGCUAUCUCGGAAGAUGAGGAGGAAAUUCAAGAAGUCAAGCCCGCCAAACCCAAACGCGUUAGAACAUCUCGCAAAGCACCUGAAGAUGACGACAACGAUAUUCAAGAAAUCAAACCUGCGCCCAAGCCUAAGGGAAGGAAACCUCGAAAGGUGACCAACAAGGUCGAAGACGAUGAUGAGGCACAGGAUAUCAAACCCGCAAAGCCCAAACCGGCUCCCCGAUCCCGCAAACCCGUCAAACUCGAAUCCAACAAUGACGAACACAAUCCCAUCACUAUAUCCAGUGAUGAAUCUGACGUUACCCCCGCUCCAAGAAGCCUUAAAGUAUCUUCUAACAAGCAGAAGGCAAUGCCGCUUCCCGCUGAUAUGGAAGUAACGCCCAGGCCUCGCAUAUCUGCCCCUGCUACGCCCCCCAAGCAUUCCUCGCCUACUGCUGAGGACAACGCAGACGACCUCGACGGAUUCCAAGAGGAAUUUCUACAGACACCUCGGCGUGUACCGCGUCAAUCACAGCUGUCGCAAAUGACACCUAAACGCCUUGCCCCACCGGAGGAGGAAGAGGAAGAGGAGGAAAUUUCCCUCCUUGAGCCCCGCGUGAAACCCGCGUCUGUGAUGCGGCCCCCGCCCGCUGAAGAACCUUCAGGUCCUAAGCCGCGUCUUGUAAUACACAAGAUGGUGCUCGUUAAUUUCAAGAGUUACGCGGGCAGACAAGAGAUCGGACCCUUCCACAAGUCUUUUUCGUCAAUCGUAGGCCCCAAUGGUUCCGGGAAAUCGAAUACAAUCGAUGCACUCCUCUUUGUGUUUGGUUACCGCGCGUCGAAGAUGCGCCAAGGCAAGCUCUCGGAGCUCAUCCACAACUCUGCACGGCAUCCUGACUUGGAUGAGUGCAGCGUGGAAGUUCAUUUCCGCGAGAUUAUUGACCUCCCUGGACCCGACGCAUACAGUGUCGUCCCGAACUCCUCACUCGUCGUCGCCCGCACAGCGACCAAGUCCAAUAACUCUCGGUACACGCUCAACUCACGGUCGUCCACCUACACUGAGGUCCAAACACUUCUCCAGGGACGUGGAAUUGACCUUACGCACAAGCGUUUCCUUAUCCUGCAGGGUGAGGUUGAAUCUAUCGCACAGAUGAAGCCUAAAGGUACUUCUGAGCACGAUGACGGGCUGCUUGAAUAUCUAGAGGACAUUAUUGGUACUGCUACGCUCAAAGCGCCAAUCGAGUCUACUCUCGCUGAGGUGGAUCGACUAGGAGAGGAGAGAGCCGAAAAGGUAGCCAGAUUGAGGAUCAUAGAGAAGGAGAAGGCGAAGUUGGACGCAGAGAGGAAGGAGGCGUUGGCAUGGCUAAAGCUUGCGAAUGAGCAUGUGAGGGCUCUCAGCCGGCUGUGGCAGUACUAUCUGUGGAAAUGUUUGGAGAAUGACGAACAAUUCGCGACGCAGAUUGAACAUCUCGAGAAGGAGCUUGAAGAUGAGAGGGAACGGAACGAGGACGACAUCACGCAUCUAGAAUUGCUCGAGACGCAUUACAAGGAGCGCGAAAAGGUUUACGAGGAAGUGAAAACAGCAGCAGAGGAGGCGGUGAAGGACAACGCUGCACGCGAAAAGCAGUCCGUGAGUCUUGAGGAGCGCCGGAAGCAUGCGAGCGCGAAGGCGAAAAAGCUGAAGAAGGCGUUGGCAGACGAUGAACAAUCGAAAAAGCAAGCCGAUAAUGUAAUCCAAGACUCUGAUGCUAAAAUCAAGAUGAAGAAGCGUGAGAUUGCGGAGCACGAAGCGAACCUGGAGAAGGAAGAGAAGGUGCUCGAGGGGAUCCGGGAUAGCUUGAAGGACAAAACGCAAGUCUUCCACGAACAGAUCGAGGCGAAGCAGAAAGAGCUACAGCCGUGGACCGCCAAGAUUAAUGUCAAACAGGCUGCGAUUGACGUAGCAAGCUCUGAACGGGACGCACUUGCAAAGAAAGCCACAGGCCUCAAAGAUGCCGUUACGCAAGCGGAGGGACAGUUGGCUGAGUUGCAGGUAGAGCAAGAGGGCAAGCUUAAUGAGUUGAAUUCCUUGAGGGCGAAAAAGGCGGAGGUGCAGAAGAAGUUGAGGACAUGUGAAGAAAAAUUCCACGCUGCUCAGUCUGGCGUCCAGGAGCUUCGAUCCAAGGCAGGUUCCCUGCGACAAAAAGCAGAGGAGGCUAGGGCAUCCCAAGCGGCCAGCACAUCGCAGAACAGAGUCCUGGAUAGCUUAACGAAGCUCAAGCAGACUGGUCGAAUCGAUGGGUUUCAUGGCCGUCUCGGUAGCCUGGGCACGAUCCCAGACAAAUACGACGUCGCAGUCUCUACCGCCUGUGGCGCCCUUAACAACAUGGUUGUCGAUACUGUCACUCAGGGCCAAGCGUGCAUCGAGUUCCUGCGCAAGCAGAACAUCGGGCGCGCGUCGUUCAUGGUGCUGGAGAAGCUUCCCACUGAUAGACUCAACGAGCAUGUGGUUACACCCGAGGGUGUCCCGCGGCUGUUCGAUCUCAUCAAGCCAAAGGAUCCCCGCUUCGCACCUGCGUUCUACAAAGGCGUUGGGAACACCCUUGUUGCUGAUAAUUUGGACCAAGCGAACAGGAUUGCAUUUGGAGGCUCGAAGCGCUGGCGUGUCGUCACGCUUGCAGGGCAGCUGAUCGAUUCAUCAGGAACGAUGUCGGGCGGUGGGAAUCACGUCUCACGGGGUGGAAUGAGCUCGAAGCUCCAGGCGGAGGCAGUGAGCCCACAAGUUUUGCAAACCUACGAGCAAGAGAGUGAGCAAGCGGCGCGUAGUCUUGAGGCGGCACAGCGGGAACUUCGCGAUAUUGAAGCAGAAGCCGAAAGGCUCACUCAAGCAGGCCCGGAAAUAGAGCUCGACAUGGAAAAGCUCACCAUGGGCGUCAACAAUGGGAAGAAACGGCUGACUGAUGCUGAGAGGCGUGUGCAGGAUCUCAAAACACAAAGCAAGCCCAACGCUAGGGAUCUUGCUCGAAUCAACACUCUAGAUGCCGAGAUUGCAUCAUCAACAGAGGAGCUUGAAGAACUGCAGACCAAGACUGGCGCUAUUGAGGCCGCGAUUAAAGAUCUUGAAAAGAAGAUUCUCGAAAUUGGUGGCUCCAAGCUGCUGAAGCAAAAGUCCACUGUUGAUGGUAUUCGUUUGAUGCACCAGCUAGCUAACGAAGAAGUCACCAAGGCCGAGGUUAUGAAGGCUACCGCAGAGAAGAACGUUGUAAAAUAUACGUCCGGAGUUGAGACCAACCGUGCGGCGCUGGAGGAAGUCGAGAGAGAGCUUGAGGAGCUGGAGGAUCAGCUGGCGGAGGUCGCACAGUAUUUGGAAGAUCUCAAGGAGAAGGUAGAAGCCGCGCAGGCUGCUCAGGAGAGCUCGAAAGAUGAUCUCGAUCACCUCAAGCAGCAGCUCCAGGAAAAACGCGAGGAAAUCGAUGAGUUCAGGAAGAAAGAGCUUGAGAUCACCCAGAAGCUUGCCGACAAGAAGAAAGAGUCUGCUGAAAAUGAGCGUGUACUUGACCACUGGCGGACGGAACACGACCAACUUAAGCUUCAUGAAAUCGAUGAUGACGACGACGACGACGACGAAGAGGAAGGUGCUGACCAAGUCGCUGGAGCUUCAGGCAGUGGUGAAGGGGCGGUGAAGCAGGAACAUGCAGACUCUGCACCUCCGAAAAAGGCUCGUCAACGAACGCCAUCGACUGAGCUAUACAUAUACAGUGCCGAUGAACUUGCACGCUUCAAGAAGAGGGAUAUGCUUGCAGAUUCUGAGUAUCUUGAUGAGAAACUUAAGAAUACCAAUCCAAACCUCAACGUUCUCAAAGAGUACAAGAAGCGAGAGGAGGAAUUCAUGAAACGGGCCAAAGACUUAGAGGAGACGACUGCAGCGCGCGACGUGCAGAAGCAACUUUACGAUGGUCUCCGGAAACAACGCUUGGAUGAAUUCAUGGCAGGUUUCAGCUCCAUUUCAUUAAAACUCAAGGAAAUGUACCAGAUGAUCACUCUUGGGGGCAACGCGGAGCUUGAGCUCGUCGACAGUAUGGAUCCCUUCUCAGAGGGCAUCAUCUUCAGCGUCAUGCCUCCGAAGAAGAGUUGGAAGAAUAUUUCAAAUCUCUCUGGGGGCGAGAAGACCCUUAGCUCACUUGCUCUCGUGUUCGCUCUGCAUGUGUUUAAGCCUACGCCACUUUAUUUUAUGGAUGAAAUAGAUGCGGCCCUAGACUUCAGGAAUGUCUCGAUUGUGGCAAAUUACAUCAAGGACCGAACCAAGAACGCGCAGUUCAUUAUUAUUUCUUUGAGGAAUGACAUGUUUGAGCUCAGUCACCGUCUCAUUGGUAUUUACAAGACUUCAAACGCAACACAGAGUAUAUCCAUCGAUAACCACGCUCUCGCUCGUCAAACUAUCAAGGCUGUGCCGACAGCAGCAGCCUGA